Molecule: messenger RNA, 1718 nt
Organism: Neltuma alba
Lineage: Eukaryota; Viridiplantae; Streptophyta; Magnoliopsida; Fabales; Fabaceae
Product: MLO-like protein 13
Exons: 14
Coding region: 117-1580 (487 amino acids)
Biological process (GO): defense response
Cellular component (GO): membrane
Source: RefSeq, a predicted model, not a curated record
CAAAAGCUUCCCAGGUCUGCCGAUUGCUGUCUCCUCAUCUCCUACACUCUUAUCGCUCACCGUUCAGCCCAACUCCUUUAAGCCUUUCAAACAGCAACAAGAAUUGUGAGCUAGAUAUGGAAGAAAUACCAAACGAGUCCUUGGAAUAUACACCAACAUGGAUUGUUGCUGUUAUAUGCUCCAUCAUUGUGCUUAUCUCUCUUUGCGUUGAGCGUGCUCUUCAUAAGCUUGGAGUGUUUUUGAAGAAGAAACAUCAGGAUGCACUCAAUGCAGCCUUGCAAAAGCUGAAAGACGAGCUGAUGCUUUUAGGGUUCAUUUCCUUACUAUUAACUGUGUUCCAAAAUGUAAUAAGCCACAUUUGCAUUUCACCCCACCUUGUAAGCCACAUGCUUCCAUGCAAGAGGCACGGUGAGUCUGAGAAAGGUGCAGAGCACUAUGACACUAUCAUCAACACAAGACACCUUCUUUCUACAACAAAUGGUUCAGAGAGCUGCAGAAAAGAGGGGAAGGUUCCGUUGAUGUCAUUAGAAUCACUACAUCAUCUCCACAUCUUCAUCUUUGUGUUGGCUGUUGUACAUGCCAUAUUUUGCGUCACCACACUGCUACUCGGAAGCGCAAGGAUUCGUCAAUGGAAGACCUGGGAACAUAAUAUUAAGGCAAAUAAAAAUGAUAUUCAAGAUCUACAUCACCAUGAAUUCUUCAAAAAGCAUGCUGAUGGAUUUUGGAGGAGGGCGGCUGUUGUAGGUUGGCUGAUAGCAUUCUUCAAGCAAUUUUAUGGCUCUGUUACUGAAUCUGACUACAUCGCUAUGAGGCAGGCAUUCAUCAAGGAACAUUGGCGAGGCGAACGAGAAUUUGAUUUUCACGAGUACAUGAUGAAGACACUUGAAAUUGAUUUCAAAAAAGUAGUGGGCAUAAGCUGGUAUCUCUGGCUCUUCGUUGUUCUCUUUUUGCUGCUCAACGUUGCAGGGUGGCACACAUACUUCUGGUUAGCUUUUCUACCGCUUAUACUUUUGCUACUUGUGGGGGCCAAGUUAGAGCACAUAAUUGCCCGUUUGGCUCAGGAGUCAGAUCAGAAGAGAGCAGAGGAACGGGGACUGGAACAGUAUCGGCCUGCAGAGCAACAGCAGGAGAAAAAGGCAACAAAGCAAGUGAAGCCUUCUGAUAAAUUCUUUUGGUUCCAUAGCCCACGCCUUGUCCUCGACUUAAUUCACUUCAUCUUGUUUCAAAACGCUUUUGAGAUUGCAUUCUUCUUCUGGAUUUGGUUCACCUAUGGAUUUGAUUCAUGCAUUAUGGAGAAAAUAGCUUACGUGAUCCCGAGAAUUAUAAUGGGUGUAAUUGUUCAAGUGCUCUGCAGUUACAGCACCUUGCCUCUUUAUGCAAUUGUGACUCAGAUGGGCAGCGGAUUUAAGAGGGGAAUGUUCGAAGAGCAUUUUGAGAAUACUCUGAUAGAAUGGAGGCGUCAACUAAACAAAGAUGGUGGAGCCGCCGCUUCUUCUGCAACAAACAAAAUGGUCAAGCAGCCAAACCAAGCUCCUCAGGUUUCACGAGAAGCAAUCAUCAACUUACAAGACAUGCACUAGCAUCAUGCGAAAACAAGCUUGCAGUCUAAAUUAUUUCAUGGCUAUGUGGAUCAUUGUAGUUGAGACGUGAAUACAGAAUUUACAUCUUCCUUGGUCUUCAGCAUCUCUUUAACAAUAAUAAUAUAGAAAUGAUUGGUA